Messenger RNA from Antechinus flavipes (yellow-footed antechinus), 4153 nucleotides. It is a transcript of the gene ZHX2, whose product is annotated as zinc fingers and homeoboxes 2. Gene Ontology annotation, molecular function: DNA binding; DNA-binding transcription factor activity, RNA polymerase II-specific. Gene Ontology annotation, cellular component: nucleus. Bases 442 to 2877 code for a protein of 811 amino acids. The record is from RefSeq and is a predicted model, not a curated record. The transcript is spliced from 5 exons. Gene Ontology annotation, biological process: regulation of transcription by RNA polymerase II. Lineage: Eukaryota; Metazoa; Chordata; Mammalia; Dasyuromorphia; Dasyuridae.
GUGCUGGUGGUGAUUGGGGGGGGGGGGGGUGUAGAAACAGCCAGAGUUCCAUUUUGGAACGUUCGCGCAGUGUCUCCGCUUUCCAAACCCGUGUCUCCGCGUUCCAAAGCCCCGGUGCAAGGAAAAGACUUUACCAAACGCUGUGAGUGAGGAAAACUCUUCAGAUCUCUGACGCACUGGUAUCCCCAGAGUCAAAUCGUAGAAGAUUCCCAGGAUGUAAGCAAUACAGCACCAAUAUAAUGUGGUCUGAUGUGUUUAGUGGAUGAAGCUGACAGGAAUCAUUUUCUGAGCUGAAAUCCUUUCGAAAACAUAAACGCCAGACUCGAACAUUUGAAGGAAGCCAAAGCCAUUUCAAAAGCAAAGUCCUUCUGGAUCAUUCCCCACGCUUUACUGCCCCACCCAACUUAAGUAAAAUAAGACAUUUCACACCAGACAGAUACUAUGGCAAGCAAGAGGAAAUCAACAACCCCCUGUAUGGUCCGCGCAUCCCAGGUGGUGGAACAGGAAGUCCCCGAGGAUGUCGACAGAGGCAAAGAUAAAGAAGUCGGAGCUCCCCAGCCUGACUCUGGUAAGGAAGGCUGGACCGCAGAGCCCGAAAACUCUUCCAAAGAAAGUGAGCUGAUGGAGGUGAAGUCGGCAGCGGAGAGCCAGUCCAAAAAACUCCAGGGGGGCUACGAGUGCAAAUACUGCCCCUACUCUACCCAAAACCUGAACGAAUUCACGGAGCACGUGGACAUGCAGCAUCCCAACGUGAUCCUGAACCCGCUCUACGUGUGCGCGGAGUGCAACUUCACCACCAAAAAGUACGACUCCUUGUCCGACCACAACGCCAAGUUCCACCCCGGGGAGACAAACUUCAAGCUGAAACUGAUAAAGCGCAAUAACCAAACUGUGUUAGAGCAGUCCAUCGAAGGCUCCGGCCACGGCACGGCCAUCGGCGGCCUGGCGAGCAGCGACGGCGACCCCAGCAUUCCUGUCAGCAAGACGCCCAUCAUGAAACUGGGGAAGCCCAAAGCCGACACCAAGAAGGCGCCCAGGAAGCCAGAAGAAAGCGGUUCCGAUAACCACGUGGAAGGGAGCGCCGCCGCCCGGGUGGUGACGGAAGCCGCCGAGGCUUUCGCGAGACUCAACGGCAUUGAGCUGCUCCAGGACUCGCUAGGGCACGUGAUGCCUUCUGUACAGCUACCACCAAAUAUUAACCUUGUCCCCAAGGUCCCUGUCCCAUUGAAUAGUACCAAAUAUAACUGUGCCCUGGACACCAAUGCCACCAUGAUUAACUCCUUCAACAAGUUCCCUUACCCGACCCAGGCAGAACUGUCCUGGCUGACCGCUGCCUCCAAGCACCCCGAGGAGCACAUCCGAAUCUGGUUCGCCACCCAGCGCCUGAAGCACGGGAUAAGCUGGUCUCCGGAGGAGGUGGAAGAGGCGCGGAAGAAGAUGUUUAAUGGCACGAUCCAGUCGGUCCCCCAGACCAUCACUGUGCUGCCCGCCCAGUUGGCAUCCACGAAGAUGUCCCAGCCCAUCAUCCAGACUGCUCUGCCCUGCCAAAUCCUUGGCCAGACCAGCCUGGUCCUGACCCAAGUGACCAACGGAUCGACGGUUUCCUGCUCCCCCAUCACGCUCGCUGUCGCGGGGGUCACCAACCACGGCCAGAAGAGACCUUUACCAAAUCUCCAAGCAGCUCCAGAGCCCAAGCGGGCCCACGUGGCCCAGGUUCCCGAGCCCCCACCAAAGGUAACCCCCACCAUAUUGCCCACGACAAAUGAUCGGAAAAAGACAAAAGAGCAGAUAGCUGAACUGAAAGCAAGUUUCCUCCAGAGUCAGUUCCCCGACGAUGCAGAAGUCUACCGGCUCAUCGAGGUCACCGGCCUCGCCCGGAGUGAGAUCAAGAAAUGGUUCAGCGACCACAGAUACAGGAGCCAAAGGGGCAUCGUCCAUAUCACCAGUGAGUCCCUCGCCAAAGACCAGCUGGCCAUCGCGGCCGCCAGACACGGACGUUCCUACCACGCGUAUCCAGACUUUGCCCCGCAAAAAUUCAAAGAAAAAACCCAGGGUCAGCUCAAAGUUCUGGAAGAUAGUUUCAUGAAAAGUUCUUUCCCCACUCAAGGAGAACUGGAUCGUCUCAGAUCAGAAACCAAGCUGAGCAGGAGAGAAAUCGAUACCUGGUUUUCAGAGAGGAGGAAGCUUAGGGACAGCAUGGAGCAAGCCGUCUUAGACUCCAUGGGAUCCAGCAAAAAAGGCAAGGAAGCGGCGGUCCCCAACGGGACCUUAUCUCGGCUGGACCAGCUCUCCAGCGCCCAGCUGGCCGGCUCUCUCUCCAGCCCCUCCCCAGCGAUGAUGAAGAACCAGGAGCAGAUCCACCUCCUGAAGAGCACGUUUGCAAGAACCCAGUGGCCCACCCCGCAGGAGUAUGACCAGCUCGCAGCAAAAACGGGUCUAGUCAGAACUGAAAUUGUGCGCUGGUUUAAGGAGAACAGGUGCUCGCUAAAGACCGGAACCUUAAAGUGGAUCGACCAGUACCAGCAGCAGCACGCUGCGGACAGCCACGGCAGCGAGUCCGUGCUGAGAAAGGGAGCGCCCCACCUCGCGGAAAGCCCGAAGAACGGGGGCGAGAUGGUGCAGCAGUACUUUAAGGACCACAAAAAGCUGAGCGAAGAGGAUCUGGACAAACUGGUGACCAGGGCAAAAGUGGGUUGCGAAAAGACCAAAGACUCCUUGCCGGGCAAGACAACAGAGGCCGCCUCGGACAGAUCUGAAGAGAAACCAGUCAGACCUACUAUCCCGAUCAUCAGUGGGGCUCCGUCUGUGAAGAGAGCAGAGAAAUUCACUCUUCCUGCCUUUGGACAAGACCGCCAAGGACCGCUAACUCCAAGCUGAGCUGCUCUGGGGUCUGCCUUUCCACGGCCUCCACCCCCGGCAAGCACUCAUCCGAUGGAAUUGUUCAUAGUGCCAAAGUCCUACUACUGCAUUUUCAAAGGGUCCUUGUAAAUAGAUUGCUCCUCCUUCCCCUCCCCACCCACCCUACUCUCACGCCCCCAACUUCUUGCGAUACUGGAAUUGAUUUGUACAACGUGGCCAUUUUGUUACCUUUUUGAAUCGGCUCCAGUUGCUUUUACAGAUCAUAUGCUUGCAAGGUUUUUGGGGGGGAGGCUGGUAAUGUGUGCUUUUCUUUUUUCUUUUUUUUCCCCUCUUUUUUUUUCUUGUUUUUGUUUUUAGAAUUAGCAACCACUAUAUCUGCAUCUGGGUUUUGGAGGGAUUCUCAUGAUUUUGUUUCAUUUUUUAAACCUAGUUUGGAAUGGGGGAGAUUUCCAACGGGGUGUGCAGAGAAGUCUCCUUUUAGUUUACCCCAGAGGUAGCUUAUAAUCAGAGCAGCCUCAGACCCAGACUUAGCCCCCUUUCCUUCCCAGCUGUUUGCAUGGGACUCCCUGCUGUAAGCUCUCCAUAAAAGGCUUUCUGCACUGCUGGGAGCGGGGGCUGAUUGCCUAACUACUGUAUGUCCCUAGCCACGCUCUUGGCCCAGCGAGCAUCCCGAGAGCUGCAUGGCAUGCACCUGUCCUUUUAAAGCACCUUUUUAUAUAAAAGGAGGAGAAGGGCUCCAAUGUUUCUUAGGAUUUUUUUUUCUAAGAUGGAAUUCAUCAUACCUGGAUGGUACCAAGAUCAACUGGGGGAAAAGCUCCAGUGUUUCUUUUUUUUCAAAGCUGGAAUUCAUCAAACCUGGAUGGUACCAACAUGAAUUAGAAGAAGGGCUCCAAUGUUUUUUAGGAAUUUUUUUUCUAAGAUGGAAUUUAUACCUGGAUGGUACCAAGAUGAACUGUUUGGGAGUCUUGUUUUUUCUUAACUGCCUUUUUGUGGGUGUGAUAAUUGACAAGAUCUCUGCAUAAGCCUUCACUGUUAUUAUUUUUUUUAAGCAAUUUUAGAUCCCUGAGUGCACUUUUUUCAAAUGCCCCUAACUUGGAAAAAAUAAAAUGAAAGAUAUCUCAUGUAAAUGUUGCAGUAUGAAUAGUUGUGUUGGCAAACUUUCCCCCACCCCCCACCCCCUAUUUCAGCACACCGCACAAAUCAGAACGUUUAGGGAGUGUGGAUAAAACCAACUUUUAUAACUUGUUGCUCAUUUGUUGUAACUCAAUAAAACAAAGACUAAACAUUUUUAUAA